AUGAGCUCCGCGGGGCGGGUGAAUCAGCAGGACGGCUCGGCCACCCUCGCGGGUGCUGGCGCCGCUGUCGGCGAAGAUGGACGAGUGAAGGUUGGCAUCAUUGGUGCUACGGGGGCAGUCGGCCAACGCUUUGUUUCGCUGCUGCAUGGGCACCCGUAUUUCCGUGUCGCGGCGCUUGGGGCGAGCGACCGCUCCGCUGGAAAACCGUACGGCAGCGUGGUGACUUGGCGCUUGGACGAUGACGCCCCGCUAACGGAAGACAUUCGCGGCAUGACAGUUCUCAACUGCACGCCCGCCCCCUUCAAGGAAAGAGGCUGCGUGAUCAUUUUUUCCGCCCUGGAUGCUGCGGCGGCAGACACGCUGGAAGAUGUGUUUGCGGCAGAAGGCUUCAUCGUGUUCAGCAACGCAAAGUCCCACAGGAUGGACUCCGAUGUGCCCAUCCUGCUUCCUUACGUGAACGCCCCUCUUUUGGAGGUUGUGCGCGGCCAGAAGCACUAUGCGAAAACCGGCGGUGCGAUCGUCACCAAUGCCAACUGCGCCAGCACCGGGCUCUCUGUUGCCUUGAAGCCGCUACUUGACAAAUGGGGCAUCAAGCGUCUCGCGAUCGCGACCCUUCAGGCAAUUUCAGGAGCUGGCUACCCGGGCUUGAGCGCAAUGGACAUGAUCGAUAACGUCAUUCCGUUCAUCUCCGGAGAAGAAGAGAAGCUUGAGCGCGAGCCGCAGAAGAUCCUCGGCACCCUUUCAGAGGGUUCUCGAGAGAUUCUCUCCUCCCCCUUUGAGAGCGUGGCGAUGUGCCACCGAGUGCCUGUGAUCGACGGGCACACCGUGACGGUUAUAGUCGAUUUCCCCGCCAACGCGUUCCCCGAAUCAUCCGAUGCGUCGGAUAUCUCCGCACAAAUCACGGAUGCCUUUCGCGCUUUUCAACCGCCUGCGGACGUCGCCGGAUUGCCCUCCUGUCCCGCUGAGGUCAUUUGUGUCUGCGAGCAUCCUAGCCGACCGCAGCCGCGCGUCGACAGACCUCGCGGGGGAGGAAUGACCGUCUCCGUCGGUCCGGUCAAGGCUAAAUAUGUCGCACAUGCGUCUGCGUGGACAGCGAAAUUCACGACGCUCGUCCACAACACUCUGCUAGGUGCGGCGGGCUGCUCGAUCCUGAACGCGGAACUGGCCCUGCAGCGAGGUCUCGUGCUGGACGGAAAGGGCCAAGCUCUUCGCCCACCUUCCUCGGGUGCAACGCAGUCUCGGGGCUCGGUGAAUGGAGUCGGCUCUCCGCGAGGCAAGCGGCAAAAGUGUGACAACGGUCUCUAG
Besnoitia besnoiti is the source of this 1305-nucleotide messenger RNA. RefSeq names its product aspartate-semialdehyde dehydrogenase. The transcript is spliced from 8 exons. The coding region runs from base 1 to 1305 and encodes 434 amino acids. The record is from RefSeq and is a predicted model, not a curated record. Gene Ontology annotation, biological process: L-threonine biosynthetic process. Gene Ontology annotation, molecular function: NADP binding; protein dimerization activity; aspartate-semialdehyde dehydrogenase (NADP+) activity. Lineage: Eukaryota; Apicomplexa; Conoidasida; Eucoccidiorida; Sarcocystidae.